This is a messenger RNA of Mesorhabditis spiculigera, 3177 nucleotides long. The record is from the annotation of a GenBank genome assembly. Lineage: Eukaryota; Metazoa; Nematoda; Chromadorea; Rhabditida; Rhabditidae.
AUGGUCCGUCCAUGGAUCCAGGACUCGUCUGAUGACCCUGGCCAUUCUGUUCGACGGCUGAGGGCUCGAUAUUUGCAACAAGUACAGAAUGCGGUGCCCGCGAGAUUGAGGGGACGCCCGCUGCAGGCUACUCCGAGCCUGCCGUCGUUGCCGGAAGAAGUGCCGAGAGGGAGUGAAGAUUCUGAUAAUGAACGCCGCUCCUCGUGGCAACCAUCGGGAGUGGUGUCACGGGUCCAGCCGACCAUCAGCCCCCUGCCGGAUCGAUCACACAGAUCGCCAUCCCCCUCGAAAACCCUCUACCCACCCGGUAGCACCGACCGGAUUGCCAGUGAGUCGAAGCCGGCUGAUCGGCCGCCAGAGCGAUCCGUCUACGAAAAUCGGCCUCUACCCCCAGCUUUAAUUGCUGUCAACGUUGGCACUGACGCUCCUGAGAAGAAGCCGGACCCCACCCACGAAUACCCGGAACGGUUGAUGAGCCCACCGCCAAACCGGGAACCCAAAGGAAUUUUGAAGCAGUCCUAUUCCCAUUUUGAAGCCCACCGAAGCUAUCAGGAGGAGAUGCGCGAGGGUCACCAGGGUCAGAUGCAGAAGCCUCACGAACAGCCCAGGCGGAUGCCGGUUGAGAAUGGACAUGAGCCAAGAAUGGAGGAGCGACCCAGGCCCGGAUCGGCAUUUCAAGAAUUGCCGGAGGAGGAGCGGGUGCGGAUAAUGCAAGAGAAUUUGCAAAAGCACCGGAUGCAAGGGCCGAGGCCACAGCAGCCAGCACCGAAGCCGCCGACGAGUUCUUUUAAUGGGCCAUUUUUCAAGCUGGAGGAGGUGCCAUCGAGAAGCCGACCUCAAUCGGCUGCCCCACCGCUUGGCUCGGUGACAGAAAUGAGGGAGAGCAUCGAAGAGCGUGAUGAGCAGAGUUAUCGUCAACAAUUUGAAUAUAGCUACGAGCAAUCCUCCCAACAACUCCAGAAAAUGCGUCAAAUGUCCGCCUCUGAAGCCGAGCUACACCAUCACAACGACCCACAUGAUGAUCCAUCAGCCCCUUCUGUCGUCAUCUGGCCACCACCGUCCGCCAAAAAAGACCGGCCAAGAAGCCAAUCCGUCAUGUCGCGCAACAUAACAGAUCCAGAUCGAAUCGACGAAUUCCGAAGGCAAAAAGAAUUGGAAAAAGAGGCCAUGCGCAAAAAGGAGGAGCGUUUUCAACGAGAUCUCGAGAAGCAGGUCUAUGCUAUGGAAGUGCAACAGCACCGACUUUUUGAACAGCAACAAUCCGCUCAUACCUCCUCUGCCAAUUAUCCUCCUCAUCCUCAUCAUCCGUACCCAGCGUACCCUCCUCAAGAAAUUUCCUAUGAUCAGCAGCGAUAUGCCCCGCGUGAGCAAUACCCUCCCCAACAACAAUACACUGCUCCGUUGUCGCCGGCUCGAGAGGUGUCCUAUACGCAGCCGCAUACAGCUCACGACCCAGGACCGCCACCUCCUGCUCAAGUCCGCGUUUUCGAGACUCGACCACUGAGCGCGAUGAGUGAAGGCCAGGAUCCGACUCCACAUGUCCCAACCUGGAAGCGGACCUACAUUGUCGACAAACCUCACAUCGAGGCCAAGAACGAGAUCUUGACUGGAGACGAGAUUUUGGAGAAGGACCUCCAGGAUGUUGAGAUCGAUAUCUUGAAGCGACGAGAGGCGUUCGUGGAACGACCGGAAGCUGAGCCUGAAAUCUUCCGGACAGGGCGAAGAUGGCAACCGCCGCCGGAGAGGCCCUAUGUUUGGCCAACACUUCGAAGGCCGGUUUCAGUCGAUCCGACGUUACCGCCAAGGGAUUUCACGCCAGGACCACCCCACUCUCCAGACGAUGCUGGAUACCAAUGGGAACCUGUCGUCUACGAUCCAACCUUCAAGAAAGAGCACAAGAACUUCACACCCCAACAUUCCCCUCCACACUCCCCAAUCCGUGGACACGGCACUGGACCCCUAGAUGAACCGGCGAAGCGCCAAACUCGCUACCUGGUCAAGCCAUCCGCUGAUGGUUCGCACAGACCGCGACCGGCAUUCGGUGGCCCUCGGAAUACCCCAAGUGGAGGAUUCUACCCUCAUGCUCCCAAUGCCAUCAAGGUCAUCAAGAGACCAGAUUCUUCAUCGGCAGAUCCGCACAUCGAAGUUAUCCAUCAGCGCAACUUCCAUCGGCUAGAUGAAGUGGCAUCGCCUAUCCCUCGUUCACCAUCCGGACAGGAUCGUCGUAGCCGCAAGGAGUCGUACUCUAGCAGCCAGAUGGACCGCGAGCAACUUCAUGACUGGGAUAAGAUCUAUGACCUUCCACCCCAUUCCUCGACAAUCGUGCAUAAGGAAAUGCCUCAACACGUUGAUGUCAAGAGACGUCUCGCCCAGUUCGAGGAGUCUGCCAGAAGAAUAACAGGCCGUAUGGCAUCUCGGGCAAUGAGCUUGACCCAUUUGGACCAAGUGCCACCCCCUGACUACGAUGUACACCCGGAUACGGGGACGAUGCCCAAUCGGAAAAGUCAUCAUGAGAGGCGCGAGAGUCGGGAGGAACGUGAAGUCCGGAGACAUCGGGAGCGCCAACUGCUGGAGAGCGAGAGGAGGCGGGCAGCUUAUACCCAAAGCCUGCAACGAGAGCAGCGACAUCAUCAACAGCAUAUGCAACAUAUCCAGCAGCAACAACAGCAGCAUCAACAUCAUCAGCAAUAUCACCAGGGCUCGAGAAGAGAAUCAACCUCAUCCUCCCGGGUCGCCUCCCCGAUGCAUAGCGGAGUUAUGAUGCGCCAUUCAUCUCAGUCUCAACGACAUCAUGCUCACCCGCAAGGCUCCCGAUCCCAGUCCAGGCUCUCGCAGCCAACCACUAUUGCGUUGAGCCCCCAGCCACGCUCUGAAACUCCGAGUGCUGCAAGAGUGCGGAGCAGAAUGGCUGCCCUAACAGCUCCCUCUCCAACACCACCUGCUUAUGAUCGAGCCAGGCGUUAUUUGCCACCACCGUUGCCUGAGGGUUAUAGGCUCGCCGACCCGGGAAUUGACCCCCGAGCCGUGUCCCCAUCUCAGGGAAAUACUCAACGACUUCUUCGUUCUGUCCAAGAACAAGCCCGUACUAUUUCAGCUUCACCAGCUCCGGGAACCGGAACACCAACCGGUCGACCCGGUAGCACACGUGACGUCCGAUCCCCAAACCCUCGAUACUUG